Molecule: messenger RNA, 2115 nt
Organism: Harpia harpyja (harpy eagle)
Lineage: Eukaryota; Metazoa; Chordata; Aves; Accipitriformes; Accipitridae
Gene: AGTR1
Product: angiotensin II receptor type 1
Exons: 4
Coding region: 443-1522 (359 amino acids)
Biological process (GO): regulation of vasoconstriction; immune response; G protein-coupled receptor signaling pathway
Cellular component (GO): membrane
Molecular function (GO): angiotensin type II receptor activity
Source: RefSeq, a predicted model, not a curated record
AGCCGAGCGUGGCGUGGUGUGGUGCGGUGCGGUGCGGUGCGAGCGCCGUCGGGGCUGAGCCGCCCGCCCCAGCCGGGCUGCGGCCGCCCCUCGCCCCGAGGCCGGGCCUCCGCGGAGCCAGGCACAGAAAAUGGGUAAUAACUGAAGACAACCUCACAGCAGGAAAGUGAGAUCAGAUUGGCAAUGCAUCAGUGAGUGGCAUGAUUGAAGACAAGACAAAAAGCAGGCUACAGCAAAAGAACACACAAGCCCUGGCAAACCAGACAGAUGCCCUGUAAAGAAGAUUUCAUACCACUGCCAUACGCUUAAUACGGUCCAGAAAUAUUUUUCAUAUGCUAAGACUACAACUUCAACUGUUGGAUACAUAAAUUUUGUCAGUAACUGGAAAGGUGCAAACUUCAUAUUUUCUCCCUGAAACUAGGUUACAACUGAAGACAUCAAGAUGAUUCCAAAUUACUCUACUGAAGAAACCAUUAAAAGAAUCCACGUCGACUGUCCUGUUUCAGGAAGGCACAGUUACAUCUACGUCAUGGUUCCAACUGUUUAUAGCAUCAUCUUUAUCAUAGGCAUAUUUGGGAACAGCCUGGUCGUUAUUGUCAUUUACUGCUACAUGAAAUUAAAAACAGUAGCCAGCAUCUUUCUUCUAAACCUGGCACUGGCUGACUUGUGUUUUUUAAUAACUCUGCCACUCUGGGCAGCUUACACGGCCAUGGAGUACCAGUGGCCUUUUGGCAACUGUUUAUGUAAGUUAGCAUCAGCGGGGAUAAGUUUCAACCUGUACGCCAGUGUGUUCCUCCUCACAUGCCUUAGUAUUGACCGGUACCUGGCCAUAGUACACCCAGUGAAGUCCCGAAUUCGACGUACCAUAUUUGUUGCCAGAAUAACUUGCAUUGCCAUCUGGCUUCUCGCCGGUGUGGCCAGUUUGCCUGUCAUCAUUCACCGUAAUAUAUUCUUUGCUGAGAACUUGAACAUGACAAUCUGCGGUUUUCGGUAUGACAACAAUAACACAACACUCCGGGUUGGGUUAGGUUUAUCCAAAAAUUUGCUGGGCUUUUUAAUUCCUUUUCUGAUCAUAUUAACGAGCUACACCUUAAUUUGGAAGACCCUGAAGAAGGCAUAUCAAAUUCAAAAAAAUAAGACUAGAAAUGAUGAUAUUUUUAAGAUGAUUGUGGCAAUAGUAUUUUUCUUCUUCUUUUCCUGGAUUCCUCAUCAAGUGUUCACUUUUCUGGAUGUAUUAAUUCAAUUACAUGUAAUAACAGACUGCAAAAUCACUGAUAUUGUGGAUACGGCUAUGCCCUUCACCAUUUGCAUCGCUUACUUUAACAACUGUUUGAAUCCUUUUUUUUACGUUUUUUUUGGAAAAAACUUUAAAAAAUACUUCCUUCAGUUAAUAAAAUACAUUCCACCAAAUGUCAGUGCACAUCCAAGCCUAACAACAAAAAUGAGCUCUCUCUCAUAUCGGCCACCGGAAAAUAUACGCUUGCACACUAAAAAGACUACUGGGUCUUUCGACACCGAGUGAUGUGUUUUGCAAUAUACUUUUUUUGAACAACCUUGUCAACGAAGCAGCAAGAACGACAAAAUUCAUCUGCAGUCCUGAACAUGACAGCUUACUGCUCAUUACAGAAACAUUAGAUCACCACAGAGAAAUCAUACUGUAAAGAUUUAGCAGUGGCCUUUUAUUUUACAUUGUGAAGAGGGCGCUUGGUCUUCACUUUGUUUUUCUUUACUGAAAGCAACAUAAACAGUGGACAGGCAUGUCAGAGUUUCUGUCAGCAUCUUGCCAUUUACUCAGAACUGCAAACGAAGGGUAGAGAAAACUCCUACCUUAAGUUCAGAGGUCUUUUUAAAGGAAAAGCUUGUAUAAAUUACAUGAAUUAUGAAGGACCUCUUUUGCACAUACAUGAGCUAUUCCAAAUUUUGUUCAAGGAAUUGAUGGAGCUACACUGCUUGUUUUGUUGGGGGUUUUUUUAAAUGACAUAAGUGUCAUAUCAUAUUUAUAAUAUAUUUUCAAAUAUAUGCUAUACAUAGAGGCCCAAUUUUAAACUCGAAUGGAAAUUUAAGGUCCUUGAAAUUGGUCUCAUUCUGAUUUAUGCUACUAUUUUUCAUUUUUUA